UAGGAAACUACCGACUGAUGAGUGCAGCUACGUAAAGCUGUACGUUAAACAAUUGAGGCAAAGCCUUGACAAGACCACUAGACGUUAUCUACACUGCCUGUUACACGCUAGGGAGAUCAAGUGGGGGUAACAGGAAGGGGGUGAAAGUGGUGGCAACAAGUGACUUAGAGGUGUGUCUGUGUGUAUGCGGGUGUUGGUUGUGACAACAGCAACAACUGGUGAUGCCUGAGGCAGGCAGCAAGUCUCUCCUAGUGCAAGACUCAACACAACACAAGACCUGGAUCACCUUCCCCACAUUACUGUACGAAAAGUUGGGCAAGACGAUGAAAAUAUCAGUGAACAGUGGCAAAAUGGCCAAUUACACAUACCUGUUGGUGCUGGUGCUGGUGGUGACCAUCGUCACACUGCUCAUCAAGAACACCACUCUCAGUCGGGAGCUGCAAAACGGCAUCCUGGCCCACGGAACAGCAAAGAAAGCUUUGCUCGUUGACCUUCAGAACGAGUCGAGUCGUUACAAAGCCACUAGGAGAGAAGUGGAACUCUCCAGGAACAAACUGAGGGACCUCGACAGUAAACUUAAGAGUGCUCAGGAGGAGCUGCUAAAAUCAGCCAGCUUUCUGCAGGACGCUAAUGAUGAUAACGUAAAACUCAAGUCGGAACUUGAAGACAAGACUAAGAUCGUGGAGAAAAUUAACGAGGAGAACAAAGACCUAAAAGCACACUUGGAGGACAAGAAGAUGCACUUGCUCGAAGCUGAGGAGAAACUAAGGACAGCAGAGGAAGAGCUACCCAAACUGAGAAAGACAGUCCGGAAGAUACAAGAGGAGUUACAAGCUGCAAAGUCAGAGUCGCAAUACAAUCUGGAGAUACUAAAGAAAUUCCAAGAGAGAUAUACAAAACUCGUUGAAAAUAAGGGUUCAUCUGCCAUAAAACAGGUGUUUAAAAAAACUCAAGGAUCCAAAUUAAGAGAGGAUGCAAAAAAAACCUACCGUGGGGGGACACGUGUUGCGCUUGCAGCCAAGCAUGACGACGAUAUGAGAAAGAUGAACCGUGACACCCAUGUUGAACAUGAAGGUGAACAACACGACGAUAUAAAAAAGACAAACAGUGAAACGCACAUUGAACAUGAAGGUGAACAACACGACGAUAUAAAAAAGACAGACAGUGAGACGCAUGUUGAACAUGAAGGUGAACAACACGACGAUAUAAAACAGACAAACAGUGAGACGCAUGCUGAACAUGAAGGUGAACAAGACGAUGAAGAUGAGCAGAAGCAGCAGCAGCAGCAGGAAGCUAGUACACCAUUCAUGAGAAACGAAACCGUUGUUAGUCGUCUCAACACUACGAAAACAGUCUUGUCACUUUCACAGCCAAAGAAACAACCACAGGAACGUGAAGAUGUGCGAGAGAAAGAAGAAAGGGCAGUUGAAGAGAAGAGUAAAGAUGAUCCUCAAACAGUGAGCUGGCCAGACAAGAGGAUAAAAACAGACGAUGAAUAUGAAUAUGAAGAGGAGAAACUGGAAAAUGAUAAAGUUGGGAAAAACAAGCUAAGUAAAUAUAGUGACUAGGUAGCCAGCAGCAGCAGCUGUGAUGAGUAACAACCGUCUUCCUCUCAUCAUCUGCUUCGUUUAUUAUUUUUGUUUGCAUAAUUACUGUUUGAACUUCGUUUAGAAAGAUAAUUCACGACUUGAAAAACAUGUGUACUUUUGAUUUCGUCUUUUACACGCCAUUAGUACACUAAGAGAGAGCAAUACGUGUACGGGGCCCAAGACUGUUCAACAGCCUCCCACCAGGCAUAGGGAAAUUACCAAUAGACCCCUGGCUGCCUUCAAGAGGGAGCUGAAUAGAUACCUAAAGUUAGCACCCGGCCAGCCGGGCUGUGGUUUGUACUCUGGACUACGUCCGGUCAGCAAUAACAACCUGGUUGAUCAGGCCCUGACCCACUGGGAGACCUGGUCAAGGACUGGGCUGCGGAGGCGCUGACCCCAGGUAGUACAGUAACAGUCUUGUAUAUGAAUACAGUAAUCCAGGCUAUCCUGUGUAUGAAUACAGUAAUCCAGGCUAUCCUGUGUAUGAAUACAGUAAUCCAGGCUAUCCUGUGUAUGAAUACAGUAAUCCAGGCUAUCCUGUGUAUGAAUACAGAGCAUGUCCUGUGCAUGACUACAGUAACUGUUUUGUGUACAAGUAGUGUCGUGUGGAUGAGUACAGUGCCACUUACACCACUACCCUCCAUACUAUAAGUCAGGGGCUCUUAACAGGGGUAUUCAUACCCCUUUGGAUAUGGGAAUCAAAUAAGGGUAUGGGACUCGAUCUCUCAACAAUUUAAACAAAAAAUUUUUUACAUUAGAAUAUACUAUCAGCUGUUCCGUUCCUAACUCUCCAUAUGUAAAGUAAAAUCAAGGUACUGACAUCUUUUGAAGUCAUACUGGUAUCUAAUAGGACUGGUGAUGGUGGUGAUGAUUUUGACAUUCUGGUGAAGGGGGUAUGGGCACAUAUUGGGCAAUCCACUGGUGGUCUGUAAUUGUGAAAAGGUUAAGAACCCCUGCUAUAAGUAGUAUACUAUGCUUGCAUAAGAAUGGAGGAAUACUAAAGUAGAUCUACUAGCCCAAACUAGGUAGGUUCUUCCCUAAGCCAACAAUUCCUACCCACCCACUUGUUAUUCCUGAUAAGGUAUAUACUAACUGUAGGAUUGUAAAGCCUGCAAAAUUUACGAAAAAAAAAUUAUAUUUUUUUUUUUCACUUGAUUGGAGUUAAUAUUUUCUCCUGAGUGAAUCUAGAGAGAGAGAGAGAGAGAGAGAGAGAGAGAGAGAGAGAGAGAGAGAGAGAGAUAAUCAGUACUAACGACUCACUAGCACAUCACCGUUUAAUUUUUUGCUAGUUAAGAUUUGCAUCGUGUGUAUCGAAAACACGCUUUUAAAUUACACUUUCCUGCGCACCAGUGUCGCAUACAAGUCAUCGUUAUUUUAACGAUGAAGCCUUAAACCCGUCAGGGUCAGAUACGCUUGGAGAAUGGGAGGUGAUGUGGUUUGAUCAGGGGAAGGGGAGGGUAACUUAAGUUCUUGAGAUCAAGACACAUCCUUGAAUAGAUACAAUCAAGAGGGUAUGAAAUAUUUUCUGUAGAAAUAAGGUUGUAAGUUUUUAAAUUUGUAAAUAACACAAAACUUUCAUUAGCAUCCCCAUUUAUUAAUCAGGGAGAAGCGCUAAAUCCGUAGGAGUCAUAGCGUCUGGUAACUAGUAGGCAAUCUCAGUGUUCAAUCCAAGGGAUGAUAAGCACAAUUCCUUGGAUGAAGAGCCCCCUGGUAAUUGUAUGGAUCCCGCCACCACUGAAUUGUUAGAUGAAACGUGAGGACAUACUAGUAUAUAUUAGAAAACGCUUCGGUCCUGGGAUCUUGAUUGGGGUCAUAAUCAAGGUCCCAGGGCCGAAACGUUUUCUAACAUGUUCUAGUGUUCACUUACGUCUUUCUAAACCCCUCUAACGGUACCCUGCUGUAUAGUCCUUGUGGCUUAGCGCUUCUUUUUUGAUUAUAAUAAUAAUCUAACGGUACCCAUUACCGAGAUUUCAUUACACUAACUAUAAACAAUACCAAGACAUACUGAGGAACAAGACACCUAAGAGAAUAUGUGUAAUAUCUGCCGCUUUGUGAGACUCUAACAAGGACUGUUGACAAUGUCCCCCAAGACUCCUGUCCUCUCAGUCACAAGUGGCUUGUUUUUUUUUAUAUUUUAUUUAAAAACCACAGGAUACAGUAGACAUGUAUAUCACAUAAUUGACGUGUUCACAAAACAUGAAACAUUUACAAAGAAAACAAAAAUUCCUUAUAAUUAACAAAUACCAUACAUCAAAAAUUACUACUAUCCUACCCUACUUACGUGCCCUUAACUCAUAUGACUGUAUAUACAAACUUUCUAUGUGCACUAAUGCUUUGGCCUCGCAAUUUAUAUUGUAAUAUUAGCAUUUAAUACACCAAACAUUCUGUAGCUAUUCAUUCCCGAAUUUUUGUAUUUUUGUAUUUAUAACCCCUCAGUAUACAAUAUACUUGUAUAUCAUACACGAGUGACUCAAAUCACAAAAUAUGAAGACACAUAUAAGUGCUACAACAUCCGCAUGACUAACAAAAAACCUCUACAAAACUUUUUUUUUUAAACAGUCUAAAAGAUAAAAUAAAAAAUAAUUAAUUAGCUCCUAAUCUUUCAUAUAAUUAUAAUCUCAUUGGCGAGAGACUCACCGCACUUACAACUUCGUGCAGGCGCAUGCUCCCCCCCCCCCUUUUUCCUUUUAUCUCUCACCACCUAUCCUAAUUACAGGGUUACACAGGCUUAUACUGUGCGUCCAUCAAAAACAAUAUACAUUAAUAUGUCAGCAAGUAUACAUGGCCUUGGGUCCCACGUAGGACAUCAAUACCAUUACCAGUACAGAAUACAAUGAUAUAAUACUGAACAUUAUCAUGGGAAUAAAAAUUCAUCAUGCACAUACAAUAGUCAUAUAAUUAAAAAUAUUGACAUACAGGUUCAUACGUGUUCCGUCCUUAUUUUUUCCGCAAUAACACUAAAGAACAAAACCGGUUGAGGAAUCUUACUCAAUCCCCAUUAUGGACAUUGCACAAUAAAAUUGCUCACUCCUAACCAAUACCUCACAAUUCAUCAUAAUAUUCAUAUGUCAUUACAAACUACACAUAUACAUGGUUAGGUACAUAGAGAAAGAUGCCAUUUAUGUGAUCAUAAAAGUGACGAAGCCUGACACUACAGAGAUCAUGAAUUCAUGAAUAAACACAGCUAACCUAAGUAACAAUUCAAAUUUUGUUGACAGCAAUGAAAUGUACCUGGGUUAAAUGCAACCCAAAACUGUAGUUAACACCGGAUUCCUGUUGGUAACCAACCACUAACUUUUAUACCGAAAAGCAGAAAAUUUUCUACCACAAAGCAACUAUGCAGGGUCACAGCACCUCACAAACAUAAGUUGAACAACGAUCAAGUUAAACUUGGGUUCAAAAUUAACAUCAUUCUGCUCUAAACCCGAGAUCCCAAGAUUUAGUUAUCAUGUUUAAAAGAUUAUCCUGUAUGCAGUGAACAUAACCAUAGGUUUCCAAAUUCAUCAUGCAUCUCCUUCCCACUCAUUCAUAGCCCUCCCACCAUCCACACAACAAAGGAGCCUAAACCAACCUACCCUCAUGCAUCCCCCGGUAGGAGACCAACCCUUUGCCCGCCCCCUGGGUUCAUGAGGAGGAGGCCCCCCACAGUGAGAUACCAGUAACCCUCCGAAAAGCUAAUUACCCACCGCCCCCAUAGACUUGCCUAUUCCUACACAUCGUUCUAUAAAAUCUCGCUUCUAACGCUUUUAUUCUCAACUCUCCCCGAACCUCCCUCAUCCCCCAAGAUACAUGUAAAUAAUCCGUCAUGACAUACAUUAAAGCCCUACCCACAUCACCCGGCACCCCAGUUACAUCCAACAUUAAAGCCCUUAGGAAUGGCCAUUCCCCCCCCCAAAGUCUGAUAACGCUCACCAUCCAUAACCUCACCCCCUCCAAAGAGGGACAAAAAAAUACCGCAUGAAAAGCCGUUUUGGUGUCCCCACAGUGCAAGCAUGAGUCCUCUCUUACAAGACCCAUUUUACACAACACAUCCCUAGAGGCCAAAAUUCCCAUUAGAAAACGAUGUACUAACUCCCGUACCCCCGCUGGUAUUCAAAGCAAGCCAAACUUCCUCCAUAUGCUCAUCCAGUCAUAUGUUGGAUAUACAGCAAGCCCUUGUAAGACACCCGUACCCACCACAGCACCCACCAUCUGUUUGACCUUUAAUUUGGACACCUGUUCUAUUCAAUAAAACCCUCAACAUGUCUUCACAAUACCUCAAAUCCCUUCCACACCACCAUCUUUGUGCAUCCUCCAUUACCCUACCUACCCUGACUCCCCGGUUCCCCCCAGUCCGGAUAUAUCUU
This is a messenger RNA of Cherax quadricarinatus, 5935 nucleotides long. RefSeq names its product golgin subfamily A member 6-like protein 7. The record is from RefSeq and is a predicted model, not a curated record. Lineage: Eukaryota; Metazoa; Arthropoda; Malacostraca; Decapoda; Parastacidae.